CUGGCCAAACGGGUUUGCAAACGGUCUGAGUCCAUUCUCUUGAAGCGGUUUCUUCUGUCAGUAUAAAACAGACGCUUUACUGAAGAACACAGAGAAGCAGCAGCUCUGGACCAAGUGGAUAUUUCACCAAUAAACACCUGAAACUAAAGGCUACUUGAGAUGGACGGGUCAGUCGGGCCGAUGCGUGUGUUGGUGACGGGCGGCAGUGGGCUGGUGGGGCGAGCGAUUGAACGGGUGGUGAAAGAGGAGGGCGGAGGGAGAGAAGGAGAAACAUGGAUAUUCCUGUCAUCCAAAGAGACCAAUCUUGUGAGCGCUGAAGAGACGAGAGCAGCCUUCGAGAGACAUCGUCCGACGCAUGUCAUUCAUUUGGCCGCGAUGGUUGGAGGACUCUACAGAAACAUGAGACAGAACCUGGACUUCUGGAGGAAUAAUGUGCACAUCAAUGAUAACGUGCUGCACACGUCUCAGGAGUUCGGCGUGGUGAAGGUCGUUUCCUGUCUGUCUACGUGUGUUUUUCCAGAUAAAACCACCUACCCUAUAGAUGAGACUGUGAUGCACAGCGGUCCCCCGCAUGAGUCUAAUUACGGUUAUGCCUACGCCAAACGCAUGAUUGACGUCCACAACAGGGCGUUAUUUCAGCAGUACGGUUUGAAAUACACAGCCGUGAUCCCCACCAACAUGUUCGGACCCCAUGAUAACUACAACAUUGAGGACGGUCACGUGAUGCCGGGACUGAUCCACAAGACGUACCUGGCCAAGAAGGAAGGUAAACCUCUGCAGGUCUGGGGUUCGGGUCGUGCUCUGCGUCAGUUCAUCUAUUCUCUGGAUCUGGCUCGUCUGUUUCUGUGGGUUCUGAGGGAGUACGACGAGGUGGAGCCCAUCAUUCUCUCAGUCGGGGAGGAGGAUGAGUUGACUGUAAAGGAGGCUGUGGAUGCUGUGGUUGAAGGAUUCGGGUUCGAAGGGGACGUUAUUUAUGACACUAGUAAAUCAGACGGUCAGAUCAAGAAAACCGCCAAUAACGCCAAACUACGCAAAUACCUGCCAGACUUCAAGUUCACGCCGUUCAAACAAGCCGUCAAGGAGACGUGUGAUUGGUUUGCGGCCAAUUAUGACUCCGCCCGUAAAUAAAGAUCUUAAAUCUGAUUGGCUGUGAAGAGUUUGAACACCGUUCUAUGCUGGAAAACCAAACCAAGUCUGAUCAGACACUUCCUUAAAUAUAAGGAAGACAAAAUCGUUGGACACCACCACUGAAGAUCAACUUUAAUGUCUUUCUCAAUGCGCAGUCUCUGAUUGGCCACUGUGUUCACGAAAUCAACAGAUAUAUCUAUGACUGGUUGCAUUUUUUAACACUACGAAAGCAUUGACGGGGUUGUUUAUACGUGUAUGAUAUAGGAAACUGUGACAAAAACAACAUUUUCGAGACUCUUCGGUACACCUCAGUUUUAAGGAGUGGAGUUGAAAGCUAAAUUUGCACAUGGUUUGGCUUUGAGAAUAUUAAAAGCAAUAAACAGACGUGUAAAUGGUUAAAAAUGAGACUUUAAGCAUUUGAUCUGUGCUUUGUACUGUGUGAUGUACAUUUUCUUCAGUUUGUACUGGUGUGUCAAUCAGGCUAUUCUCUGGGUUUGUUUUCUAAUGGCAUGUAGCUACUGUAUGUUUUUACAAUACACUCGUAUUUAAAACAA
Carassius gibelio (silver crucian carp) is the source of this 1682-nucleotide messenger RNA. RefSeq names its product GDP-L-fucose synthase. Gene Ontology annotation, biological process: nucleotide-sugar biosynthetic process. The record is from RefSeq and is a predicted model, not a curated record. Gene Ontology annotation, molecular function: GDP-L-fucose synthase activity. Bases 160 to 1128 code for a protein of 322 amino acids. NCBI's taxonomy places the organism in Eukaryota, Metazoa, Chordata, Actinopteri, Cypriniformes, Cyprinidae. The transcript has 10 exons.